AGACGAUGAGCGGAAAGGGUGUCAAGCGUGCCUCUCCUGGUGCCGAGGAGGAGAAGAACCCUCUGGGCGAUGUCGAUAUCACCGACGAGGAUGCCGUCAAGCUUCAGGAGCUCCAGAAAUGCUACCAUCGCGUCGAGCUCGCCGUUGAGCGUCAGGCGGCAGAAAAGAUGCAGCCUGUGUACGAAAAGCGCCGCCCAGUCGUGAAAGCGAUCCAAAAGUUCUGGCCUGUUGCACUCAUGAACCACGAGAUGUUCGCCAUCCACUGCCAACACAACCUCGACCAGGUUGCGCUCGCGUACCUCGAGGAUCUCUGGGUUGUGCGCAACCCGAAGGAGUUCCGGGCUUUCACCAUUGAGUUCCAUUUCAAGGAGAAUCCGUUCUUCUCGAAUACGGUGCUAAAGAAGGAGUACAAGUAUGUGCAGUCCGAGGGUGCUAAGCAGGGCGAGCCCGACGAGAAUGGCAUCACGGACGCGAUGUUCGAAUUCUCUUGGGAGCGCGACGUUGAGCCCCAGGCAUGCAAGAUUGACUGGAAGGACGACGCGCACAACCUGACGAAACUUUACCCGCGUGUUGUCGAUGAUGCCGACGACGAGAUGCCGUCAGACGGCGGCUCCUUCUUCAACUACUUUGGGUUCGCGGACGACCCGUUCGAUCUCGGCGUGAAUGUUGCACACGACGUGUACCCCGAGGCGAUCGAGUACUUUUUGGGGGAGAAGAGUGGCGCAGAGGUGGAUUCUGAGGAUGAGGAGGACGAGGAGGACGAUGACGAGGAGGAUGCGGAGAUCGACCUCGAGAAGCCUCGGGUGAAGAAGCGGAAGGUGUGAGUGUGGCAGGUCUCCGAUGUACUUGCAGUGCGGCUAUUCGAGUGCUUCGACGGUGCUGCAUGUUUGAGUAUAGGUCUCUGUUGUACUUGCUCCGACGGUGUUGCCUGUCUGAGUAUUC
This is a messenger RNA of Phanerochaete carnosa HHB-10118-sp, 942 nucleotides long. RefSeq lists its product as uncharacterized. Gene Ontology annotation, biological process: nucleosome assembly. Gene Ontology annotation, cellular component: chromatin; nucleus. The record is from RefSeq and is a predicted model, not a curated record. NCBI's taxonomy places the organism in Eukaryota, Fungi, Basidiomycota, Agaricomycetes, Polyporales, Phanerochaetaceae. Bases 6 to 824 code for a protein of 272 amino acids. The transcript has 5 exons. Gene Ontology annotation, molecular function: chromatin binding; histone binding.